CCCUGGCGGACUUCCAGUGGGUGCCAUCGCUGCACGCCCCACACACAGCAGCACGGCACCAUGCCUCCUCCUCCUCCUCCCACUCUCACUCCCACUUCUACUCCUCACCUGCUCCCACCGCAACCUCGCCCUUCUCCCCAUUGGCACCUCUGCUCUUCACACGCAAGGACAACCCACCCGACAAACUUCUCCGGGCGUUUGACAUUAACCGGGAUGCGGCCAAGCCGGGACUCUACCCGCCUGCUCCUGCCCCAGCUGCCGCCGCUGCU
Messenger RNA from Closterium sp. Naga37s-1, 269 nucleotides. The record is from the annotation of a GenBank genome assembly. Lineage: Eukaryota; Viridiplantae; Streptophyta; Zygnematophyceae; Desmidiales; Closteriaceae.